CCAACAUGUUGCAUUCUGAGAUACUAUUGGUUCGCACGUAAAUAUAAAUUGCGUAAAACGACUAAAAUUAAAAAAAAAAUGACUAAGACAAUCGUAUUUAUUUCUGUAAAGUUACUUUAAAAAGUGAUUGGUAUCAAAAAAAAAAAUUUUUUUUAAAGAAUGAAUAGAUGAUAAUAAAUUUUAAAAACUAAACUAACUAUUCUAUGUAUAGGUAAUUUCUUUUUUUUUAUCUUAAAAAAUACUUUGAAAUCAUGACUAAAAAGACUAGAAAUUUAAUUUACCUAUUAACUUUUAUUGCAUCGAUUUCUAAAUCUUCAUCAGUGAUUGAAGAAGAAGUUCUACCAGAAGGAUGUGAAGAGCUUUUACAGCGUUUUGCUAAUGAUACUGCUAGGUUCACAUCAUGCAUUAUCAAUUAUUCUCGACCUAUUGAAGUAUGCCAAAGGUGUAUGAAUGAAUAUUACCAAGUUUUAGAUGGUUAUGAAAAAAUUGAAAAGCUACACAAAAAUGAUAGUGAAAUUGAUUGUCGUGCUGUUUUAAUAAAUAUUGAUCGAUUACGUGUUGUCUAUGCAAGUUAUAAGUAUGUGGUUCAUAUGUGGGACAAGGCAUCUUGUUCUUUAUGCUUAAACGGAACAGAAUUAAAUGAUAGAACAAAAGAAGUUAUAAAACUUGGUAAACAAUUUCAAGCUUGUACCGUAAAUCAUAUGAAUGAUACAAAUUUAAAUGGUUCAAUCUGUACCUUUUGUAAAAGUGAUUAUCAAGAAUUAAAUGAUUUCUAUAACAAACACAGAAAGGAAAAAGAAUUUUGUAUGGAUGUUGUUGAUUUGAUUAAUACUACUCAAAGUGAUUGGAGCGUAUUGUGGAAGUGCCAUGUAUCAAAUUACAAUUCAGAAUCAAUUCUAUUAGUUAUUUCAUCCUGUGUAUUAUUAGCACCAAUAAUCUUUUAUUUUAUUAGUUGGUUGUUAACUAAGGAAAGAACUAAUGAAUUGUUAUCUCAGAAUCGUUGGCAAGAAAGAUUUAAUGCUGCUUCUACUUCAGGCUAUGUAGUCAUUUCUUAAAAAAAAUAACUAUAAUAACUCUUUUUAAUUAUUUAAAAUAUAACUUA
This is a messenger RNA of Daktulosphaira vitifoliae (grape phylloxera), 1102 nucleotides long. Its product is annotated as osteopetrosis-associated transmembrane protein 1. Gene Ontology annotation, cellular component: cytosol. Lineage: Eukaryota; Metazoa; Arthropoda; Insecta; Hemiptera; Phylloxeridae. The record is from RefSeq and is a predicted model, not a curated record. The transcript is spliced from 6 exons. The coding region runs from base 252 to 1055 and encodes 267 amino acids.